AUGGAUGCCGAUCUUAGUCAAGCAGAGCUCGCCACUGCGGGCGAUAUCUUUGACGUCAUCAUCAUUGGUGCCGGCAUAUCUGGUAUCAACACAGCAUAUUACCUCCAAGCCCACGGGCCUCCAGGGGCUUCAUACGCCAUUCUCGAAGGGCGUGGCGAAAUUGGCGGAACCUGGGAUCUCUUUCGUUACCCUGGAAUACGAUCAGACUCCGACAUCUAUACCUUUGGGUUCUCAUGGAACCCAUGGAAAGGCGACAACCCUCUAGCCAGCGGCCCAUCCAUCAUGUCUUACCUGCAUGAGUCGGUGUCGAAGUAUGGUAUCGACAAAAAUAUCAAGUUUCACCACCAAGUCAUCUCGGCAGACUGGCAGUCAUCAGAGUCGCUAUGGACAUUACAAACAACUGGGCACGGUGAAAAGAUCAACUGUUUCAAGGCCCGUUUCGUCGUCCUAGGUACCGGUUACUAUGAUUAUGAGCAACCGCUGGCUGCGGAGAUCCCUGGCAUCAAAAACUUUACAGGCCCAGUCGUUCAUCCACAGUUCUGGCCCGAAGAUCUUGAUUACCGGAACAAGCACGUGGUCAUUAUUGGAAGUGGAGCGACUGCGGUGACAUUGCUACCAAACAUGGCCACGGAGGCCAGUCGAACGACAAUGCUUCAGAGAAGCCCAACCUACAUUACGGGGCUGCCAACCCAGAAGAGCCUUCCCAGCAGGCUAAUGCUGUCUGUACUUCCGAGGAGUAUCUCGAGCCGAAUUCUGAGAGUUCAAUUCAUCUUGCUCGGUUACCUGCUUUAUUACUAUUGUCAGCUGUUCCCACAGUCAGCACGGAGAGCUUUGCUGGGACGCGCUGCCAAGGAGCUGCCCCCUUCAAUUCCUCUGGAUCCGAACUUCAGUCCCAAGUACAACCCCUGGCAGCAACGUCUUGCAGAUGUCGUAACCGACGUCAUUGACGUGGUGACCAAUAACGAAAUUGUGUUGAAGUCUGGAAGAAUUCUCAAGCCAGACAUCAUUAUCACCGCAACUGGGCUCAAAAUACGGUUCGCUGGCGCGAUCUCCCUUUCUGUCAACGGAAACCCCGUGGAUCCGAACCAGAAGUUCGGGUUCAAGGGCUGCAUGCUCCAAGACGUGCCCAACUUGGCAUAUGUGUUCGGAUAUGCCAAUGCAUCUUGGACUUUGGGUGCCGAAGCUACAAGUUCAUACCUGGUUCGUCUUUGGCGGAGCAUGAGAUCGAAUGGCAUCCACUCCGUUACACCGUAUACUGUGGAUGCGAACAACAUGAAGCCCAAGCCUGUCAUGAGUCUCACCUCAACAUAUGUCAGACAUGCAACCAAGGUGUUUCCCAAAGCUGGAGAUGGACUGUGGGCUGCAAGAAAAUUCUACAUGCUUGAUCUCUGGCGGGCUAUGUUUGGGAACAUCUUUGCCGGAUUGAAAGUCGCAUAG
Molecule: messenger RNA, 1437 nt
Organism: Colletotrichum siamense
Lineage: Eukaryota; Fungi; Ascomycota; Sordariomycetes; Glomerellales; Glomerellaceae
Gene: ethA-1
Product: FAD-containing monooxygenase EthA
Exons: 2
Coding region: 1-1437 (478 amino acids)
Source: RefSeq, a predicted model, not a curated record